CCCGCACUCCUCCUGCGCUGGAUCCUGAGGCGAUGCCACUGGAGAGGUGACCACCGCCGGGUCCGGAGACUCAUUUCCCCGGCUAUGGCACAUAUUUUAAUUAGUAUUUAAACUGCUCAGUUACUCACACAUACAAUGUGUCUUAUUUCCAAGCGCGCAGCAAGGAGGUGAAGGCGGCGGUGGAAGCUGAAGAUAGAAGCGCUUUAGUGAGAGGUGUCUGGCGGAGGGGGGAGGGGGCCGAUGCGCUCUCUUCUCUUGUUAAGAGGAUAAAGAAAAAGAGAAAUCGAGCUAUUUUUAAGCGGACUGUUUUAGCGACACCAUGACCAGCGGACCGGAUGAGAGCUCGGUGCGCGUGGCCCUGAGGAUCCGUCCUCAGCUGGCCAAAGAGAAGAUUGAGGGAUGCCACAUCUGCACAUAUGUAAUGCCCGGAGAGCCACAAGUUUUCCUGGGUAAGGACAAGGCCUUCACCUAUGACUACGUAUUUGAUAUAGACACCCAACAGGAAACCAUCUACACCCACUGCACUGAGAGACUGAUCGAGGGUUGCUUCGAGGGCUACAACGCAACCAUCUUUGCAUACGGACAGACAGGUUCUGGUAAGACAUACACCAUGGGAACCGGCUUUGAUGUCAGUAUCGGAGAAGACGAGCUGGGCAUCAUUCCCCGGGCCGUCAACCACCUGUUCAGAGGAAUCGAGGAGCGCAGACAGGCUGCCACCGAGCAGGGCCGGCCAGUUCCUGAGUUCAAGAUCAACGCCCAGUUCCUGGAGCUGUACAAUGAAGAGGUGCUGGACUUGUUCGACUCGACUCGGGACCUUGAGGCAAGGAGGCAGAGAUCCAACAUCAAAAUCCACGAGGACGCCAAUGGUGGCAUCUACACGGUGGGGGUCACCACCCGCACCGUCAACUCUGCAGCUGAGAUGAUGCAAUGUCUGAAGCUGGGCGCUCUGUCUCGCACCACUGCCAGCACCCAGAUGAACGUCCAGAGUUCGCGCUCCCACGCCAUCUUCACCAUCCACCUCUGCCAAGUUCGAGUCUGCUCUCCAGAUAACAAUGAUAAUGUUACAGAUAACCGGCUGGCUAAUGAUUCAGAAAUUAACGAGUUUGAGACUCUGACAGCCAAGUUCCACUUUGUGGACCUGGCUGGUUCUGAGAGACUGAAGAGAACUGGAGCUACAGGGGACAGAGCUAAAGAGGGAAUCUCCAUCAACUGCGGACUGUUGGCCCUCGGAAAUGUCAUCAGUGCUCUGGGAGACAGGAGUAAGCGCUCCACUCACGUGCCUUACAGAGACUCGAAGCUCACCCGGCUGUUACAGGACUCACUAGGUGGCAACAGCCAAACGGUGAUGAUCGCCUGUAUUAGCCCGUCGGACCGGGACUUCAUGGAGACGCUGAACACCCUAAAGUACGCCAACCGAGCCCGAAAUAUCAAGAACAAGGUGAUGGUGAACCAGGACAGAGCUAGCCAGCAGAUCAGUGCACUGAGGACGGAGAUAGCGCGGCUACAGAUGGAGCUGAUGGAGUACAAGACGGGAAAACGCAUGGUAGGUGAAGAUGGCAUGGAGGGCAUCAACGAUCUUGUCCACGAGAACUCCAUGUUGCAGACAGAGAAUAACAACCUGAGGGUGAGAGUGAAGGCCAUGCAGGAGACUAUUGAUGCCCAGAGAACCAGACUGACGCAGGUCCUCAGUGACCAGGCCAACCAGGCCCUGGCUAAAGCAGGUGAGGGCAAUGAAGAAAUCGGGAAUAUGAUUCAAAACUACAUCAAAGAAAUUGAAGAGCUCAGAGCGAAACUUCUUGAGAGUGAAGCAGUGAAUGAGAACCUGAGAAAAAGUCUUUCCCGGGCCUCCACACGCUCUUCGCUCUACGGUGGCCCCGGCUCCUUCUCCCCUGCGGUCCUCGCCCCUGAGAAGGAGGCCAGCGACGUCAUCAUGAUGGCCAAGAAAGACCUGGAGAAACUCAAGAAGAUGGAGAAGAAGAAGAAAAAGAGACUGCAGCGAUAUGAGGAGAAUCAUCACCAUGAGGCUGAGCAUGCCAGCGUUGUCAAAGAGGAGUUCCCCGACAACGACCAGGAAAGAGGCAAUGAAGAGGCAGAGGGGGAGGGCAGUGACCAUGAAGAUGGUGAAGAUGCAUAUGGAGAAGAUGAGGACUCUGACAUGGCAGAAGAGACUUCUGAUGAGUCAGACUCUGAAGAACUGGAUGAGAAAGAAAGUGUCCAAGCUGAUCUCGCAAACAUCACCUGUGAGAUCGCCAUCAAGCAAAAGCUGAUAGAUGAGCUGGAGAACAGCCAGCGGCGGCUGCACACUCUCAAACAGCAAUAUGAACAGAAGCUGAUGAUGCUGCAGAACAAGAUUAGAGACACCCAGCUAGAGAGAGACAAGGUGCUGCACAAUAUGGGUUCAGUGGAGUCUGGCACAGAGGAGAAGUCCAAAAAGAUCAAAGCGGAGUAUGAGAGGAAGCUGAGCUGCAUGAACAAAGAGCUGCAGAAGCUCCAAUCAGCUCAGAAAGAGCAUGCUCGCCUGCUGAAGAACCAAUCACAGUAUGAGAAGCAACUCAAGAAGCUCCAGCAGGAUGUGACCGAAAUGAAGAAGACUAAAGUGGCACUGAUGCGUCAGAUGAAGGAGCAGCAAGAGAGGAACAGGGCCACGGAGUGCAGGAGGAACAGAGAGAUCGCCUCUCUGAAGAAGGACCAGCGCAGAGCAGAGCAUCAAGUGAAGCAGCUGGAGGCCCAGAGGAGACAACAAGAACUGAUCCUUCGGAGGAAGAAUGAAGAGGUAACAGCUCUGAGGCGGCAGGUGAGGCCUGUCUCUGGUAAAGUCAAUAGGAAGGGGAGCUUACCUGAAAACCCUCAGGAGCCUUCGCAAAGAGGGAUCCCUGCAAGGAUGCAGUCAUCCGGUGCAAGUCCUUCCAACGGAGCCAGGAGUUCUCCAGUGCGGCUGGGAAGUAUCUACAUUAACAGGUCAGCCAGGGCGAAAUGGCAGUCUCUGGAGAGACGUGUCAGUGACAUCAUCAUGCAAAAGAUGACCAUCUCCAACAUGGAGACUGAUAUGAACCGACUACUGAAGCAACGGGAGGAGCUGACCAGGAGGAAGGAGCGGGUCUCCAGAAAGAGGGAGAAGAUGGCGGCAGAAGGGGCGGAUGCCGACCGUUCCCUGGCUUCCCUGAAUGAGGAGCUGGAGUCUCUGAGCGCCAACAUUGACUACAUCAAUGACAGCAUCGCCGACUGUCAGGCCAACAUCAUGCAGAUGGAGGAGGCAAAGGAGGAGGUUGACACUGUGGAUGUGACUGCUGUCAUCAGCUCCUGUAACUUAUCAGAAUCUCGCUUCCUGCUGGACCAUUUCAUGACUAUGGCCAUCAAUAAGGGUCUGCAGGCAGCCCAGAAGGACUCCCAGCUGAAGGUGAUGGAAGGCAGGUUGAAGCAAACGGAGAUAAAUAACGCCACUCAGAACCAGCUGCUGUUCCACAUGCUGAAAGAGAAAGCCGAAAUUAACCCAGAAUUGGAUGCCCUGCUGGGCAGCGCUCUGCAAGAGUUAGGGUACCUGUUACCAGGUGCAGAAAAUGGAGAUGACAGCAGUAGUGAUGAAUCUAACCCCAGUCCAGCCACAGAUGGCAGCACACUGGCAUCAGAUUUAAUGAAGUUAUGUGGUGAAUCCAGACCUAGAAGCAAGGCUAGAAGGCGGACCACUACCCAGAUGGAGCUGCUUUAUGCUAGCAGUGGAGACUUAUCCUGUGAAACCCCCACGGGAGAGUUCUCGGCCCCUCUUCUGCCUCUCACAGAGCGCCUGGAAGCGCCGGCAGACAUGAUGGGUCACGCAGCUGGUCAUACCCCCGACCGUGAGCAAACUGUUUCCCCUUCGGCACUGUCUGCCAGGCCAGCUGGCAUUUCUGGAUCCAGGUCACCCACAGGGAUCGAGAGGAAACAGCUGGAACGUUCACCGCUUAACCGUAGGAAGAUCCAAGAGAAAGGAUCCACGAUGUCACACAUCCCAGCACCUUCCCAGACGCUUCCAUUAGAAAGAACAGAAACUAAAACUAAAAGCAGCGACUACAAAUCACCGUUGGAGGAAUCUCCUGUAUUUGAAGGCCACAGAGGUGUGAUCAAUCCCGUGACAGCUCCUAAGAACAGUCGGGGAGCUAAAAUCCAGUGUGUCUACGUAGCUGAGGGGCACACCAAACCUGUUCUUUGUGUAGACGCCACAGAUGACUUGCUUUUUACAGGAUCUAAAGAUCGUACAUGUAAAGUCUGGAACUUGGUGACGGGUCAGGAGAUUAUGUCUCUAGCAGAUCACCCCAGCAGUGUUGUUUCUGUCAGAUACACUUCAAGCCUUGUCUUCACCGUUUCCACUGCCUACAUCAAAGUGUGGGACAUACGUGACUCUGCUAAGUGUAUUCGCACACUCACGUCUUCAGGCCAGGUGAGCUCAGGGGACACGUGUUCUGUUAGGAGUUUAUCCAUCCCUCCAGGAGAGAGUCAGAUAAACCAGAUCGCCCUCAACCAGUCUGGUUCCUUCCUAUAUGCUGCUGCUGGCAAUGCUGUCCGCAUGUGGGACCUUCGCAAAUUUGUAUCUACAGGAAAGUUGACUGGCCAUUUGGGGCCUGUAAUGUGUCUAACUGUUGAAAAGUUAGGCCAUGGACAGGAUAUGGUCCUCACUGGCUCCAAAGACCAUCAUAUUAAAAUGUUUGAAGUGACAGAAGGUGCUCAGGGUAGCAUCACCUCCAGCCAUUCUUUUGACCCCACACACCAGGACAGCGUGGAAUCUCUGGCUGUGCAUGGAGACAUUUUCUAUAGCAGCUCUAGAGAUUAUUAUAUUAAGAAAUGGGACUUGACCACUAAAAAGCUUGUACAGUCAGUCAGUUCCCAGGCAGACUGGGUUAGUGUUCUGGGUGUGAUGCCAGGUUCCCAAAUGCUGCUCAGUGGGUGCAGAGGAGGGCUGCUACGCCUUUGGCACACCGACACACUUGCACCCCUUGGUGAGGUCCUGGGGCAUGACAGUCCCAUCAACGGGCUGGCUACCAACAGCACCCAAAUGUUCACUGCCUCUGAUGAUCGCACAGUUAAAAUAUGGGAAGCCAAAGGAUCUCUGGAAGAUGGAAUUCACUGAGAGUUGAUCCCUGACACUGAAUUAUUCCCUGGCCAAUAUUCUAGCAACACAAAUUAUAUGAGAGGGCUACACAUCACUAUGUAUUGAUGACAUGUUAAUUUAAGGAACCCAAACAGAGUCUGGAAAGACAGUGUUGGUUUUUGGCCAAACUUUCCCUUAAAUAUUACUGAUCCUCCCCACUGAUGCUCAACAGGAAUUGAUGUCAGGGAUACCAAAUUGGAUGUUGUUUGUUACUGUUAUUUUAGGUCAAGACAGAUCAACAAUGACGCUUAUUCGGUUUCUUUUGGAGCUGCAGGGAUUACAAGACAGCAGCAACAGGCUUUAAUACUCAGCAUCCAGCAUCACAACACAACAUGGAUAAAUCUAUGCAUCUGGUGAACUUUACCCAAGCAACUAAGACAAAAUGUUUUGGUGAAAUGCUUUGCUCUCCAACAUCAGUGUUUCAUCAUAUUCUUGAGUGUUGAAAUGUUUCAUGGAGAUCCUCUGCUCCAGCCUCAGCAAUAAGUUUAUUCCGUGUGUUCAUAUAAUGUGUGGUAUGUCCUGUCAUUCUGGCUUUGUUGUACAGGUCAUUUCAGGAAUGUGUGUGUGUGUGUGUGUUCUCAGUUAUCAUGGACCAAACGACUCACUAUGGAGCUGUUACUGCCGACCCCCAUUUCCACCCAGAUAACCAUAGAGGGCUCAAAAUACAGUUUGUGCUGUCAACAAAGUUCUUCUUAGUAUCAAAUUUCUGUUCUUUCUCCCUGAAUUACUAUGGUCAUGAUCCAGAAGAUAAACAGCUAACCCAUACCGUGUCUCCAUAUGUCUCACUGCUGUUCUGCACUAAUUCCACAAAGUCCUAUCCUACAAAAGCAGCUAAUGCUAACUACAAAAAACGGUUUAGCUGUACAAACUAGCUUGAAUUUGAAAGAGGAAUUUACUAAAUUAAGUAAUUUUUUUUAAUAAGUAAUGGAAAAAAGCUUUAAUUAUUGAGCUAAUUACUGAAAAUCCAAGACAAUUACACAUAUGACUUAAAAGUAGCACAACUUAAUGUGACUCCAAGUGGCUAAAACAAAAAAAUGAGCUUGGUGCACACUGCUAAGCUAGUGUAUUUAGCUGUUAGCAGGGCUAAUUUAGCUAAAUUAGGUCCUAACAUAGAAUGCAAACUGUACUUAUUUGUUCUCACAUUUGAUUAAAGUUCCUGCAACUGGAUUACAUUCUUACGUAAAAGGUAAAACUGUAGUCACAAAUUCACAGACUGGUAUUGAUUCAGAUUUGGCUAAUGUGGUUAUUUGGUGUGCUGGGCAGCACACUAGUGGGCCAACUAAACUUCAUUCAACCUCAGAACCACGUGGUCAUCUAGCUGGAAUAGCUGCAGACAUGUCAGUGAUUCCUAUACCAGAAUCAUCUCUAACUAAAGUGAACAGUGCUUAUUUUGUCAGUGGUAAACUGUCUGUACAGGAAAAUUAUGAGGUAUAAUAUUUUCAAAAGCAAAUUCCUGAAAUAUGUCCAUGUUUCUACAAUACAAUUAUGUGAUGAGUUCUUGUUCUCUUCUCCAUGUACAGUUCUGUUCUCCUCUGCUGUACUUGUAAUUGUAAACUGCACACAUGCUGGAGUUUAAGCAUGUCUUGUAUCUAAAAUGCUCCUAUUUAUUUUUUCAAAGAGUUUUCAUUUUUGUUUUAUUGUGUCUUAAUCAGCGAUUGACUGCGAGCCCAUUUCUUCUAAUGCCUCUGAUGUCUCAGUAUUGAAGAUGAUGCUUUGCACAGAAUUUAUUGAAUGGGUUUUUCUUAAGAGGUGUGUUAUCAGUGCCUGGAAUAAAUCCUAAAAUAUGUGUUGUGACUGUUAAAUCACCACUUAAUCAAUGUGGACUAUUCUAAAUUUCAAAAAAGGUCAGACAAACAUUUA
Melanotaenia boesemani (Boeseman's rainbowfish) is the source of this 6982-nucleotide messenger RNA. RefSeq names its product kinesin-like protein KIF21A. NCBI's taxonomy places the organism in Eukaryota, Metazoa, Chordata, Actinopteri, Atheriniformes, Melanotaeniidae. The transcript is spliced from 37 exons. Gene Ontology annotation, biological process: mitotic spindle organization; microtubule-based movement. The record is from RefSeq and is a predicted model, not a curated record. The coding region runs from base 320 to 5101 and encodes 1593 amino acids. Gene Ontology annotation, molecular function: microtubule binding; ATP binding; microtubule motor activity.